ACAACUCCCACCGCCGCGUCCCAAGGACAUGAGCCAUGUCUGGCCCUCGCCUCGAACGUUCUCUGCGACGAGCUCGCUGUCUAUGCAGACGCGCAUCUCACCCUUCGUCAAUUGUUGAAAACUCUAUACCACGCCUACACACACCAUGCGUGUCUCAACGUCCUCAUGCCCUCCGACACCACUCCUCCACCGCGCUGCGACUCUCUCCUCUCAUCGACCCUCUCACGGGCCACGACUCGGAUCCCCACACGCAACCAGAGUCGAGCCCCGACACACCGCCCGAGAUCUCAGAUACCGAAUGGGACCUGCGCACAGGACGGGCCAUCGACCUGCUCCGCUCGACGCUUCCCACGUUCUUCAAUACGGGGCUCGUUACCCGUGCGCCGCCCGCCGUAUCUCCGUCGUGGAACCUCACUGGCGCCGACCUCGCGAGGGAUAGCAUGCCGACCACCGCCAAAGCGCACGGAGACGACAGCAAGUCGAUCUACAGCCCGAAUAUCUACUUCUCCUAUACCCCGCCGCACGCACUGCCGUCGCCGUUCCCGCGCACGUUGCACGUCGAAGGUUUCCCUUUGUACAUCGCGUCCUCUGUGUUCAUCCGCCACACGCUCAACGCGCUCUACUCCGAUUUAUCCGUCGACGUCCACAAGCUCUCCGUCAACCCUUCCCGGUCGUCACGUGCCCCGCACACGCCGUCAUCGGGGCUUGAACAAGACAGUGCGCGCAAUCGCACGCUCAGGCGAGAAAAGAGCCUUUUUGUCGGAUUUACAGUCUCCGGGAGCGCGCGCGUUACCGGCAGCGAGACGAAGUGGGAAGUCAACUCGACGUACACGUUCUCGCCCGUGUCGGGCCUCAUCCACAAGCACACCAUCGACUCGAUCCAGCCUGCGCCGCACGAGGCCGUGUUUGACCUCCUGCGCGCGGCGCUCGCGAAGCUGCGCAUCGGGGUCGCGGAGCCUGGGAGCGGCGUCGGCGUCGGCGGUGCAGCAUGUCGCACACACGCCAAGGGCAGUGGAAUAGGGGACGAGAAGGGUUGCAUGUGAGUGGAUCAGUCGUGCCCACACUGGACUUUCAGGAUAAGUGCGGGAUCGAUGGUGCGUGGUCGCGAUUGCUUGUAGACGGUAGGCCCGCGUACGGGAUGCGUUUUUGUUGACGUUAUGGACAGGUUGUGUCGUUCUCCCCCCUCUCAGAUCAAAUAGCUACAUAUAACUGUGCGCUGGCUCUGCGGGAUCUCUCCGGACCAACCUUACCCCCUCUCACAAUAUAUGAUAUGAUGCAGCUUUUUAGUG
Molecule: messenger RNA, 1289 nt
Organism: Heterobasidion irregulare TC 32-1
Lineage: Eukaryota; Fungi; Basidiomycota; Agaricomycetes; Russulales; Bondarzewiaceae
Exons: 4
Coding region: 36-1043 (335 amino acids)
Source: RefSeq, a predicted model, not a curated record